This is a messenger RNA of Austrofundulus limnaeus, 1904 nucleotides long. It is a transcript of the gene fam181b, whose product is annotated as family with sequence similarity 181 member B. The record is from RefSeq and is a predicted model, not a curated record. Lineage: Eukaryota; Metazoa; Chordata; Actinopteri; Cyprinodontiformes; Rivulidae. Bases 428 to 1378 code for a protein of 316 amino acids. The transcript has a single exon.
AACCCAUCAGUCAGGACUUAAAGGGCUUUUCUUCUCGCUGUUACAGUAAUAUCCUCCGGUUUCAUCGAGGUCUUUGGGGUUCAGGGCACACACAAACAGUUAAACCAGAAAGGGAGAGGGUUUUGUCUUCAGCUCAGCGGGUCAUUUCAGACAAAUCCCUCUUAGAUGCAGGUGGUCGGGCACAAGCAAAGAGUUAAGUCCCGUUGUCCCGUUGCUCCUCCUCUUUGAUUUUCUGACAUCAUCAGUCCUGCCCCCCUGAAAGAUCUCCUUUCCUCUCCUCAGACCCCUUCACUUUUCCACAGAGGAAUGUUUUAUGGAAAGCCUCGCAGGCCCCCGCCGACUGUUUGCGUGAAGAACAAAGCCAUGCUCUGAAGGACCCUCUGCGUCUGGGACCACGGCGGAUGCCACAGGUGUCGCCUCAACAGAUAUGGCUGUUCAGACCGCAAUCAUGAACCCCCAGUUCAUGAGCUUCUGCUUCCCCGAUGCUGUGAUGGAGUACGACAUGGAGAAAAGCCCGGACGGGGGUCUCCUGUGCGAGGCGGAGAACGACGGCGACUUCAAAGAGACCACGAGAGACCUGCUGAGCUUCAUCGACUCGGCCUCCAGCAACAUCAAGCUGGCCCUGGACAAGCCGGUGAAGUCCAAACGGAAGGUCAACCACCGGAAGUACCUGCAGAAGCAGAUCAAACGCUGCACUGGCAUCAUAGGGCCCGGGAACGCAGCGGAGGCCCCGGCGAAAAGACAGGGGUCCCCGGGGUCUCAGCCGAGCCCUCUGCAGAGCAAAACCCUUCCCAAGCGGGACGGGCUCCAGGCCAACUUACAGAGCAAGAGCCUGGCGGCGCUGUUCAACCCCGGGAAGGAUGUAAAAGGAGAGAAGGCAAAGAAGCCCCCGCUGAGGCACCGCAAUCUGCCGCCCUCUUUCUUCACCGAGCCCGCCCACUGCUCCAAAGUCAGCUCCACGUCCGGGAUGACCCUGAAGGACCUGGAGCGGGGCAACCCCGAGGCCGCGGACUUCUUUGAGCUCCUGGGACCCGAUUACAGCAACAUGAUGAGCGAGCAGGACCUUUACCAGGGCGCGCCUCUGAGGGCGCAGCCGGACCUGGGAGUCAUGGAUCCUGGUUCCUACGAUGCUCACCAUUUAGUCGGUGGUCUCCUUUACUCUGAGCCCUGGACUGGCUGCUCAGGACCCUCUAAAAAACUGGUCACAAGCCCGGCCCCGCCUGCAGGCUACUGUCAGUCUGAGGACGCCUCUGGACCUGUGGACGACAACGGACUGUGCACUUUGGCUUUCUCAAACUUCUUCACAGACUGCUCCAUACCUCAAGUUGCUUAUGAUUUAAACUGUGGAUAUAACAAAGGAAACUACUCCAGUCUAUGAGAAACUGACAGGUGUGUUGUUAGACGUGCAGAAAGAGUUCUAACUUUAACAGUUACAAAGCAACGGGAAAAUCUGAAGCAACUUCACAGCGAAGAGUCCGGCUGAGCUCCUACAAAAUAAAACUUCAGAUUUGUUACAAAAUGGGUUUAUAACGUCACUCUGCAACACAAAGCAUCUAACUUUAGGUUUCUGAGGGCUGUCAAUCAAAUAUGACCUCAGUGUUUUCCUGUUGUCCAGCAGUAAAACACACAAACUGCAGAUAAAUCCACAUCCACAGUUGAGCUGCUGACAAAACAACAGAUGCACUUUUCUCCCAACAAUCCUGUAAAGCAGCGACAGAAACGGGACAACUAAUUUUUUUUGCUAAAAUAAUUAUUUGUAUUUGUUUGCCUCACAGAUUAUUUCUGCUGUUCUGAAUUGUAUUUCAGCUGGCAGAAUGAAGACAUCUUUAUUGACCUUUAGGGAGAAGAAACUUUAUGGUAUCUAGCUAUGUUGUAAUAUGACAAAAUAAAGCUGGUCUUUAUUA